Bombus pascuorum is the source of this 600-nucleotide messenger RNA. It is a transcript of the gene RpS15, whose product is annotated as small ribosomal subunit protein uS19. The record is from RefSeq and is a predicted model, not a curated record. Gene Ontology annotation, molecular function: structural constituent of ribosome; RNA binding. Lineage: Eukaryota; Metazoa; Arthropoda; Insecta; Hymenoptera; Apidae. The transcript is spliced from 3 exons. Bases 114 to 557 code for a protein of 147 amino acids. Gene Ontology annotation, cellular component: ribosome; cytosolic small ribosomal subunit. Gene Ontology annotation, biological process: translation; ribosomal small subunit assembly.
GAAAAAGUAUAUUCACAGGACCAUCUAGUAAUAUUUAGUUAAUGGAGGAAUCGAUUUCCGCGUAAAAGGCACAGCGCCAUUUCUUGUUGUCUUUUCUCCUUAUAACUAAAAACAUGGCUGAGGUAGAAGAAACUCAAAAGAAAAAGAGGACUUUCCGAAAGUUCACUUUUCGAGGAGUUGAUCUCGAUCAACUCCUUGAUAUGCCAAAUGAGCAACUUAUGGUUUUGAUGCAUGCUCGUGCUCGUAGGCGAUUCUCUCAUGGUUUAAAGAGGAAGUCUAUGGCUUUGGUAAAGAAGCUGCGUAAAGCAAAGAAGGAAACACCACCAAAUGAAAAGCCAGAAAUUGUUAAGACUCACUUACGUAACAUGAUUAUAGUACCAGAAAUGGUUGGUUCGAUUGUUGGUGUUUACAAUGGCAAAACGUUUAAUCAGGUUGAAAUUAAGCCAGAAAUGAUAGGUCAUUACUUGGGAGAGUUCUCUGUUACUUACAAACCUGUAAAGCAUGGUAGACCAGGUAUUGGUGCUACCCACUCUUCAAGAUUUAUUCCACUAAAAUAAUUUAUGUUUUUCAUUUGAAUAAAAUGUAUAAAAAUUAAUACAA